Molecule: messenger RNA, 3039 nt
Organism: Echinops telfairi (small Madagascar hedgehog)
Lineage: Eukaryota; Metazoa; Chordata; Mammalia; Afrosoricida; Tenrecidae
Gene: L3MBTL1
Product: L3MBTL histone methyl-lysine binding protein 1
Exons: 23
Coding region: 58-2592 (844 amino acids)
Biological process (GO): regulation of DNA-templated transcription
Cellular component (GO): nucleus
Molecular function (GO): zinc ion binding; protein binding
Source: RefSeq, a predicted model, not a curated record
CAAGUCUCGGUGCCGCCCUCCUUCCAAGCACCGCGCGCAGCCUGUAGGCUUUCCAGGAUGGAAGGGCAUGCCGAAAUGGAGACGCUGAGGACACUGACGGGGCCUGCCACAGGCGAGGUCAGCGUCCACCUGGUGGCCAGAGACAGCCCCGCUUCUAGCCCCCACCUGCCCACUACUGCCUUCAUCAUCCCAGCCAGUUCGGCCACUAUCGGCCUGCCCAGCAGUGCCCUGGAUGUCUCCUGCUUCCCUCGAGAGCCUAUCCUUGUGGGCGCCCCGGAGCGGACGGCGGGCAGUGAACCCGUCACGGCUGCCGUGCUGCCUCAGCUAAGUGCGGGGCCAGCAACCAGCUCCAGCGCCAGCACCUUGCGGCUCCUGGAGUGGGCCGAGGCUGCGGCCCCUCCUCCUGGGAGUGGCCUGCGGUUCCGGAUCAGCGAGUACACGCCACUAGCCACGGUGGGAGCGGAGCAGCCCCCGAGCCCCGAGCUGCAGCGCGAAGGCGUGGCCACAUACGCAGACGGCGGGCCCUCGGCGGGAGGGGGCGAGGCAGGCACCCAGCGGUCGGCUGACCUCCCCCUGGACCCCCUUGAAGUUGGCUCCCAGGACCCCCCAAAAGAGGACCCCACCUGUCAGUGCCAGGCGUGCGGGCCUCAGCCAGGCGCCGGCCCGGAUCUUGGUUCCAGCAAUGCGGGCUGCACGCCGCUGUUCCAGGAGCGGUCUGUCAUAGUGGAGAACUCCUCCUCCGGGCGUGCCAGCGCUUCGGAGCUGCUCAAACCUAUGAAGAAGCGGAAGUGCCGGGAAUACCAGAACCCAUCCGAGGACGAGUCGGAGCCAGAGGUCCCGGAGAAGCAAGAAGAAGAAAAGGAUCCAGAGGGACAGCCCCCCACUAGCACCCCAGAGAGCGAAGAGUGGAGCAGCAGCCAGCCUGGUACGGGUGGGAAGAAGGAAGGCUGGUCGUGGGAGUGCUACCUGGAAGAGCAGAAGGCCAUAACUGCCCCUCUCAGCCUCUUCCGGGACUACCAGGCGGUCACCCAUCACAAGAAUGGCUUCAAGCUGGGCAUGAAGUUGGAAGGCAUUGACCCCCAGCACCCAUCCAUGUACUUCAUCCUCACUGUGGCCGAGGUGUGUGGCUACCGCCUCCGGCUGCAUUUUGACGGGUAUUCGGAGUGCCACGACUUCUGGAUCAAUGCCAACUCCCCUGACAUUCACCCUGCUGGCUGGUUUGAGAAGACUGGGCACAAGCUGCAGCCCCCCAAAGGUUACAAGGAGGAGGAGUUCAGCUGGAGCCAGUACCUGCACAGCACAGGAGCACAGGCUGCCCCCAAGCAUCUGUUUGUGAGCCAGAGCCACAAUCCCCCACCACUGGGCUUCCAGGCGGGCAUGAAGCUGGAGGCCAUUGACCGCAUGAACCCGUCCCUCAUCUGCGUGGCCAGCGUGACCGACGUGGUGGACGGCCGCUUUCUGGUGCACUUUGACAACUGGGACGACACUUACGACUACUGGUGUGAUGCCAGCAGCCCUUACAUCCACCCGGUGGGCUGGUGCCAGAAACAAGGAAAGCCCCUCACCCCUCCACAAGACUACCCGGACCCUGAUAGCUUCUCCUGGGAGAAAUAUCUGGAAGAAACCGGGACCUCCGCUGUGCCCACCUGGGCCUUCAGAGUGCGACCUCCCCACAACUUCCUGGUCAACAUGAAGCUGGAGGCUGUGGACCGCAGAAACCCAGCCCUGAUCCGUGUGGCCAGCGUGGAGGAUGUGGAGGAUCACCGGAUCAAGCUCCACUUUGACGGCUGGAGCCACGCUUACGACUUCUGGAUGGACGCCGACCACCCCGACAUCCACCCCGCAGGCUGGUGCUCCAAGACCGGACACCCCCUGCAGGCUCCUCUCCGGCCCAGAGAGCCCAGCGCGGCCUCCCCUGGAGGCUGCCCCCCUCUCAGCUCUAAGAGCCCGCCACACACUAGGACCUCCAAGCACAGCUUUCAUCAGCGGAAGUGCCCGACUCCUGGUUGUGAUGGCUCGGGCCACGUCACAGGCAAGUUCACAGCCCACCAUUGCCUCUCAGGCUGCCCGCUGGCCGAGAGGAACCAGAGCCGGCUGAAGGCGGAGCUGUCUGACUCGGAGCCCUCGGCAAGAAAGAGGAACCUGUCGGGCUUCUCCCCGAGGAAGAAGCCCCGCCAUCCCGGCCGGAUUGGACGUCCACCGAAGUACCGGAAGAUCCCGCAGGACGACUUCCAGGCGCUUACCACGGAAGCCAUGCACCGGUCCCUCUUCAUGUCGGCCUUGUCCACGCACCCCGACCGUUCCCUCUCUGUGUGCUGGGAGCAGCACUGCAAACUCCUGCCCGGAGUGGCGGGCAUCUCAGCCUCGGCGGUGGCCAAGUGGACCAUCGAUGAGGUCUCCGGCUUUGUUCAGACUCUGACGGGUUGUGAGGACCAAGCGCGACUCUUCAGAGAUGAGAUGAUUGACGGCGAGGCCUUCCUUUUGCUGACACAGGCGGACAUUGUGAAGAUCAUGAGCGUCAAGCUGGGACCAGCCUUGAAGAUCUAUAACUCCAUUCUCAUGUUCAAAAACGCCGAUGACACCUUCAAGUGACCGACGCGGCUCGGGCCAGGCCCUCCUCCGCUGCCCUCUGGAGACGAUGGCUUCACACAUCCCAUCCGAGCACCCCCACCCCCAUCCAUGCCUGCCUCCCACCUGACUUGGUCUCCUCUCCAGGGCUGCGUCCUAGAAGGCGCAUGGGAGCAGAGGAGACCCGGGAAGGGGCAGUCGUAGGCACUGAGCCCUGCGGAAGGCUCGCGGCCAGCAGCCCCAGAGGUGAGGCAGCAGUGGGGCACAGGGAGCAUUACUGACGGAGAAAGUGGGCAGCGCCCUGCCAGUGGCAACCCCCCCAUCUCUAGCUGCCUUGUUUCAUUGCCACAAGGCUUAGCGGUCAAGGACGAUGUGGUAGAGCCAGAGCCCUCUGACCAAGGCCCCGUUCUCCUAUUCUUUCCUUUCUCCUUCCUCAUCCCACCAGCCUCCUUCCUCUCCGCCUGCUGGUGU